AUGGGCUUACAAGGAGUAACCAAGAAGCCACAUGCUCUUCUGAUCCCAUUUCCAUCACAAGGUCACAUAAAUCCAUUUCUCAAACUAGCAAAGCUCCUCCACAACAAAGGCUUUCACAUAACCUUUGUGAACACUGAAUUCAAUCACCGACGCCUCGUCAAAUCUAGAGGCCCUAAUGCCCUCAAUGGCUUCCCAGAUUUCCACUUUGAGGCCAUUCCUGAUGGUCUCCCUCCCACCAACACGGAUUCAACUCAAAGCAUCCCAGCUUUGUGUGACUCUACCAGAAAUAACUCUUUCAUACCCUUCUGCCACCUUAUCUCAAAACUUAAUCACUCUCAUGAUGCCCCUCCAGUGACUUGCAUAUUCUCAGAUGGUGUCAUGUCCUUCACCAUCAAAGCUUCUCAGCAAUUUGGGUUACCCAACAUACUCUUUUGGACUCACAGUGCUGGUAGUUUCAUGAGCUUCAAAGAAUGCAAGAAUCUCAUGCAGCGAGGUCUAACACCACUUAAAGAUGCAAGCUACUUGAUUAAUGGGCAUCUAGACACUGUCAUAGACUCGAUCCCUGGCAUGAAGGAUAUCACUCUGAGGGACCUUCCCGGAAUCUAUCGUACCACAGAUCCAAAUGAUAUACUUUUGGACUUUGUGGCAGAACAAAUUGAAGCAACUUCAAAAGCUUCGGCUGUUAUUCUUCCAACUUUUGAUGCCUUGGAGCAUGAUGUGCUGGAAGCACUCUCCACGAUGUUUCCUAAACUUUACACCAUAGGCCCACUGGAGUUGCUCCUUGAUCAAACUUCAGAGAGCAAACUUGACUCAAUCAGAUGUAAUUUGUGGAAGGAAGAGUCUGAGUGCCUCAAAUGGCUGGAUUCACAGCAACCCAACUCCGUUCUCUAUGUGAAUUUUGGUAGUGUUAUAGUCAUGACACACCAUCAACUUGUUGAAUUGGCCAGGGGACUAUCAAAUAGCAAGAAGAAGUUUUUGUGGGUGAUUAGGCCUGAUUUAGUCGAGGGCGAGGCCUCAAUUUUGCCACCUGAAACUGUGGAAGAAACCAAAGAUAGAGGUUUAUUGGUGGGUUGGUGUCCUCAAGAGCAAGUUUUGAAGCACCCAGCAGUGGCAGGGUUCCUUACUCACUGUGGUUGGAAUUCCACACUUGAAAGCAUAGCAAAUGGGGUGCCUUUAAUCUGUUGGCCCUUUUUCAAUGAUCAAAUUCUUAAUUGCAGGAAUAUUUGUCGUGAAUGGGCUUUUGGUAUAUUCUAUACAUUUUGA
Messenger RNA from Sphenostylis stenocarpa, 1263 nucleotides. Lineage: Eukaryota; Viridiplantae; Streptophyta; Magnoliopsida; Fabales; Fabaceae. The record is from the annotation of a GenBank genome assembly.